AUGGCUGCUGAAUUCAAUGGAACAUAUAUAACUUUUGGUGGCUAUGUAGACGUGGACAAAUAUGGAUAUAUUUACUUUGUCAUCUUUUUGACACUAUAUAUUCUCAUCCUCUGCUCUAACUGUACCAUUAUAUGUCUAAUCUGGAUUCACAGCAACCUUCAUGAGCCUAUGUACAUUUUCAUUGCUGCUUUGUCACUCAACUCUGUUUUGUUUAGCAGUGGAAUCUACCCUAAAUUUUGCAUUGACGUCUUAUCUCAAAAACAGACCAUUUCUCUUUCUGCUUGUAUGUUUCAAUAUUUUGUUGUUCAUUCAUUAGGUGCAUCAGACUUCUUACUGUUGUCAGCCAUGUCUUAUGACAGGUAUGUGUCUAUCUGCCAACCUCUGCAGUAUCCAACUAUCAUGAGAAAAAGAACUGUCAUUGUCCUCUUGACUUUGGCCUGGUUUCUACCUGUAAGCCAGCUCACAGUUGGAGUUGUAAUGAAUUCUAAACAAAAAAUGUGCACUUUUACUACAGGUGGAGUCUGGUGUAACACUUCCGUCCACAAACUUCACUGUGUAAAAUCAACAUUUCAUAAUGUGUUUGUUUUGUUUGUUUUAAUAACUUAUGGUAUUGCUCCUGUGAUGUUCAUUAUUUUUACGUACAUAAAGAUAUUUAUGGUAGCUUAUCACAGUUGUAGGGACGUUCGAAAAAAAGCUACAGAGACAUGUUUACCCCACCUAAUAGUUUUAUUCUGCUCCACUUGUUUAAUUGUUUUUGAUGCUAUCAACGAUCGAAUCCAGUCAGACCUUCCAAAAACAGUAAGUUUAGCAUUGACUUUACAAGUGGUUGUGUAUGGUCCUCUGUUAAAUCCAAUCAUAUAUGGAGUGAAAAUGAAAGAAAUAUCAAAACACAUAAAGAAAUUGUUUUUUCAGGACAAACAAAGGAAAUAA
Messenger RNA from Nerophis ophidion (straightnose pipefish), 930 nucleotides. Its product is annotated as olfactory receptor 6N2-like. Gene Ontology annotation, cellular component: membrane. Gene Ontology annotation, biological process: G protein-coupled receptor signaling pathway. NCBI's taxonomy places the organism in Eukaryota, Metazoa, Chordata, Actinopteri, Syngnathiformes, Syngnathidae. The record is from RefSeq and is a predicted model, not a curated record. The coding region runs from base 1 to 930 and encodes 309 amino acids. The transcript has a single exon. Gene Ontology annotation, molecular function: olfactory receptor activity; G protein-coupled receptor activity.